AUGCACCAAAUCUUUCUCCUCCCCGAGCUCCUCGGUCCAAUCCUCUCUUACCUCCCGCAGCGCGACCUCCUCCUCGCCCAGCGUGUAAACCGAACAUGGAACACCCUCAUCACGCACAACAAGACCCUCCAGCAGAAGCUCUUUUUCGAACCAACCCGCUCCCAUUUUCAAUCCACUAAAGAGUUCCCUGUCACAUUCAACCCCCUCCUGCAAGAGCUAUUCCCGGCAUUCUACCCCGACGACGAAAAUCGGAAAUUGCAGGACGAGGACGAGGACGAGGACGAGGACGAGGACCCGUGCAUCGGGACAAGCUGCCCGCUCUCCCAAAAUGCGCCCGCCGUCCUGCGCGAGCAGGCGUGGUUCGUGGACGAGCGCACAAGACAAGCCGUCCUGCGUCCGGAGGCCUCGUGGCGCCGCAUGUUCCCGUCGGAUCCGCCGCCCAGACUGGGGUGUAUAGAGAUGUGGCUUGGUGGGUGCUGCUGCGGGGGGAACGUCAUUUCUGCAUCCCUUUCAACUCCGUUUGACGGGACGAAUCGAGAACAGGGGAUUAGGAUGGGCAUGCUCUGGGAUGCGGUCUUCUUUGUUGUCGAUGAUAAUCCGAGUGGUGGGUUCUCUGUUCGCUGGUGGCGCGACCCGCAGGUCCAGGACGAGGACGAGAAAAGCCCGACACCACGAGAGGGAUCACGGACUUCGCCGGAUAGCAAGUAUGUUCUCGAGUUGACGGUCGAGGCGGAGUGUUCGUGGCCAUGUUAUAACUGUGACGCCCAGUAUAGCCCGUCUGGACUGAAGAUCGUUGAUGGCGAGGAUCUGGUGGUGUAUCGGGAGGAUGAUGCGCAGCUGUUGGAGCUGGAAGCGACCCCGUUGAGUGUAAGGAGGAGGAAUCCCGGUGUGGACAGACCGUACGAUCGAUAG
Aspergillus mulundensis is the source of this 912-nucleotide messenger RNA. RefSeq lists its product as uncharacterized. Gene Ontology annotation, molecular function: protein binding. Bases 1 to 912 code for a protein of 303 amino acids. The transcript has a single exon. Lineage: Eukaryota; Fungi; Ascomycota; Eurotiomycetes; Eurotiales; Aspergillaceae. The record is from RefSeq and is a predicted model, not a curated record.